UACUGAUGAAUAAAAAAAUUGUCUCCAGCAAAAAGGGCACUUUACUCAUCCAGGGCAAAAGGGCUGGUGCUUGAGCACCACUAGGGCUCUACCUGUGCACGUGCCUGCGUGGGAGGACUCGUACCAAGAAAUGAGCACGGCCUCAGUGUGCCAAGAUAUCUUCUUCCCGAUGUCGGACACCUUGGCUCGGGCGAACGUCGCACGCUUCAUCCUGGGCUUCGUUGUUCCCUCUCUCCUCAUGCUGUUCUCCAACUGGGGGAUCUGUCAGGCCGUGAGGUCCAACCAGACCACGGAGGAGCAGGAACGGAGACGCCUUUCCAAGCUGCUGACUCUCUUGCUGCUCUCCCUCUUGUUCUUCUUCGGACCGGUCCACGUCAUGAUGCUCCUCCGCACACUAGUGGAGGACUGCAGGAAUCUGGCAUGGCUCCUUUAUCCUUACAAGAUCAGCAUCGCCAUGUCAGCCCUCAACUGCAUUGCAGACCCUCUCCUCUACUGCUUCAUGACCCGGACCGGGAGGGAAAAUGUCAAUCAGGUUGUCCUCUUCUUCCAGGUGAAGAAGAGGAGCAGGUAUGAAGAUGUAGUUUAGAUUUAAAUUAAUCACGGGACUAAAUAAUGUCACGACCUUGUAAUAAACUUAACAGUUAAGAAAAGAGGACCUUGUCAUAAGUACCAUCAUCUCAUCAUAUUCCACAUCGGGAUGUAUUUAGGCCUAACUACUCACACAUGGUGAUCUUAAAUGCUGUGAAUUCGCAAAUGACUGAAGAAGCAUUUCCCCCUGAAUGACAGUGAACGUUACACGUGCUGGUCGCUGCGAGGCGGCUGAGAGGAUAUCUGAAGCUCUCUAGUGGUCAAUCCUGUGUACUGCAGCCUCUUCCACAGUUUAGAUUUGGACAGUUGAUGAUUUCAAAUAGAAAUCCCUUGUUUUAUUGCAUAACCUGUAGUUUUGUAUUACACCAAUCAAACACAGAAAUACAUGGUCCUCUUUUAUCUUUACUCUAACAACAUGACGCAACAUUAUACACUCUGUCACAUUCAUUGAAUGUAUUUUAACUCUAAAUCUGUCCUUCUGUACACAUGACAUCUAUUGCAUCUGUCCAUCCUGGAGAGGGAUCCUCCUCUGUUGCUCUCCUCCAGGUUUCUUCCCUUUUUUUCCCCCUGAAGGGUUAUUUGGGAGUUUUUCCUGGUCCGAUGUGAGGUUUUGGGGCAGGGAUGUCUAUGUGUACAGAUUGUAAAGCACUCCGAGACAAAUUUGUAAUUUGUGAAAUUGGGCUAUACAAAUAAACUGAA
Messenger RNA from Pseudoliparis swirei, 1287 nucleotides. Its product is annotated as psychosine receptor-like. Lineage: Eukaryota; Metazoa; Chordata; Actinopteri; Perciformes; Liparidae. The record is from RefSeq and is a predicted model, not a curated record. The coding region runs from base 131 to 586 and encodes 151 amino acids. Gene Ontology annotation, biological process: G protein-coupled receptor signaling pathway. Gene Ontology annotation, cellular component: membrane. Gene Ontology annotation, molecular function: G protein-coupled receptor activity. The transcript has a single exon.